AUGGCUGGUAUCAAGCGCGAUUCUUCCGGCGCCGACGAGGAGAAGGGUGGCCCUCUACAGGACGUUGAGCUCAGCGAUGAGGAUGCCAAAAAAUUGACUGUCAUGCAGAAAUCCCUCGCCAGGACUGAACUGGCCCUUGAGCGCGUGGCUCAGCAAAAACUUAGCGCGGCUUACGCCAAGCGUCGCGAAAUCGUCAAGUCCAUCCCCAAAUUUUGGCCGGUCGCGCUCAUGAACAACGAAAUGGUUGCUGUCCACAUCCAACACAGCGCCGAUCAGCUCGCAUUGAGCUACUUGGAGGAUCUGUGGGUUGAGAGAGACAAGGCUGAGCCUCGUUGUUACACCAUUGAGUUUUAUUUCAAGGAAAAUCCUUAUUUCAGUGACUCUGUGCUGAAGAAGGAAUACAAAUAUGUGCCACCACCCGCGGCGGCGGACGAAACGCCUGAUGAAGAUGGCAUCACCGAGUCUAGCCUGGACUUCUCAUGGCAGCGUGAUGUCUCCAUUUCUGCCAUUAAGAUCAACUGGAAGGAUGAUUCCAAAAAUUUGACCAAGUUAUAUCCUCGUGAGAAAGACGAAGAUGAUGAUAUCCCAGCCGACCCCGGCAGCUUCUUCAACUACUUCGAGCACGAAGAGGACUCCUUUGAGACUGGGAUGGUCAUAGCGAAUGAGAUAUUCCCAGAAGCGAUCGAGUAUUUCUUGGGCACAGCAGAGGGUCAGGAGGAUGACAGCGAGGAUGAGGACAGCGAGGACGACGAUGCCGAAGAGAUUGAUUUGGAGAAGCCGAGAACGAAGAAGAGAAAAGUAUAG
This is a messenger RNA of Pleurotus ostreatus (oyster mushroom), 804 nucleotides long. RefSeq lists its product as uncharacterized. The transcript has 4 exons. Gene Ontology annotation, molecular function: histone binding; chromatin binding. Gene Ontology annotation, cellular component: chromatin; nucleus. Lineage: Eukaryota; Fungi; Basidiomycota; Agaricomycetes; Agaricales; Pleurotaceae. The coding region runs from base 1 to 804 and encodes 267 amino acids. The record is from RefSeq and is a predicted model, not a curated record. Gene Ontology annotation, biological process: nucleosome assembly.